This is a messenger RNA of Gymnodraco acuticeps, 4850 nucleotides long. It is a transcript of the gene edem3, whose product is annotated as ER degradation enhancer, mannosidase alpha-like 3. The coding region runs from base 1125 to 3980 and encodes 951 amino acids. Gene Ontology annotation, biological process: carbohydrate metabolic process; endoplasmic reticulum mannose trimming; mannose trimming involved in glycoprotein ERAD pathway. Lineage: Eukaryota; Metazoa; Chordata; Actinopteri; Perciformes; Bathydraconidae. Gene Ontology annotation, cellular component: endoplasmic reticulum; membrane. The transcript is spliced from 21 exons. Gene Ontology annotation, molecular function: mannosyl-oligosaccharide 1,2-alpha-mannosidase activity; calcium ion binding. The record is from RefSeq and is a predicted model, not a curated record.
CACAAGGAUCCAGGAAGCGGAUGUUGUUGACGUUUUAUCGUCAUCCGGUUUUUUUAGACAGGGUAGCUUGGCGUAACAGCUUCUUACGGCGGAAUUAUUACACUUUUAAACAGAGGAACAGACAAAACAGAUCGCACAGGUGCGUUGCUCUACAAUGGACGCGUUUUUUGUGGAUUUUUCUCGCGUUAUCGAUCUGUCCAUUAUCACGAGAUCGGCUAGUUAUAGCGCGGCUGGCUAACAGGCUAACAGGCUAAUUAAACCCUGACAACGAUAACCUGAAGAUAACUGUCAAAGAGGAGGACAUCAUUAACUUAUAAUAUCUAAAAAAGGUUUGACACACCAGAGUGAUAACAGGAACUGGUAUGAACAAGUCGUUUCCAAAUGGGUUAUUGGUUUGACUUGUAUAUUAAUUGAUUGUGUUGUAAACGAGUGGGUUUUUCAACACAAACAACAUAAGGGUUGGUGUGCUGUGCUUUCUUUGGUUUACAGUGAGUCUUAGAUAAGGUGUGUCGUGUUAACGCAAUUGUUUCCUUCAUCGCUGUUGCUAUAAGACUACAUCUAGGAAAUAAUAUUAUUGUCAUGUUUACAUUGCAGGGUUAACUUGGGAUAACCGGUUUGCUUUAGGUGAGAGUUACAUGAAACGUGGUUAUGUCAACGUGUCACACCUGACACUUUGGAGAAAUAAGCAGGUGUGACUCACCAACCUGCGCACAGCAACUUUGCACUAGUCCUCAUGUCUGGUACAUCUCUGUCAAUCACACCUUGAUAUCUGGUUACUUGAAAUAACAACAUUCCUAUUUAAUUGCAGUUUAAGUGCACUUCAUACAUAGUCACAAUAGGAAUAAUAUUGCUGUUUUCGAUGUUCGCUGAUAAACAAGGACGCUGUGUCAGUGGCCAAGAUUCAGCAACCUACUAGCAUUAUUCUGUGAAGCUUUCUGUGCCUGUAGAUGAUUAAGUGGUAUAUCUUAGGCAAAGCCAAACGUGCUUUAAAAUGAUCUCAGAGGUAUAACACUGGUUAGUUUCGGGCGUUUGGUUAGGGCAGUGGUUAUGACUAGGUAUUUGCUCUGGGUCUGACUGAGAGCGGUAGUUUAUGCAUAUUGCUGCGAUCUUGCCCGCCUACCACAAUGCCGGCUGUACUGUUCUCAUUAAUGCUGCUUGGAGCAUUAUGCGGCCUCGGAGAGAGCAUGUCACGAGAGGAGAAAAGCCGCUUGAGGAACCAAGUGGUUGAGAUGUUUGACCAUGCCUAUCAGAAUUAUAUGGACCACGCGUACCCAGCAGAUGAGCUGAUGCCACUAACGUGCAGAGGAAGAGUGCGUGGGCUUGAACCCAGUCGAGGUGACGUGGACGACGCUUUAGGAAAGUUCUCUCUGACGCUCAUAGACACUCUGGAUACUCUAGUGCUUUUGAACAAGACGACAGAGUUCGAGGCGGCAGUGAGAAGAGUGCUGAAAGAUGUGAGGCUGGACAACGACAUUGUGGUGUCGGUUUUUGAAACCAACAUACGAGUGCUUGGAGGCUUGUUGGGAGGGCACUCCAUGGCUGUGAUGCUGAAGGACGGAGGUCAGAACAUGCAGUGGUACCAGGAUGAGCUCCUGCAUAUGGCCAAAGACCUGGGCCUCCGCCUGCUGCCAGCCUUCAACACCAGCAGCGGCUUGCCUUAUCCCAGGGUGAACUUGAGACACGGUGUCAGGGGUCCUGAGACGAGAACAGGCACAGAAACAGACACCUGCACUGCGUGCGCUGGAACCCUCAUCCUGGAGUUUGCCGCCUUAAGUCGCUUCACUGGGGAUCCUGUCUUUGAGGCUCAUGCCCGGAGAGCUAUGGACUUUCUGUGGGAGAAGAGACAGAGAAACAGCAACCUGGUGGGAACAACCAUCAACAUCCACUCCGGAGAGUGGGUCCGCAGGGACAGCGGAGUAGGAGCGGGAAUCGACUCUUACUAUGAAUACCUGCUAAAGGCUUACGUCCUCUUGGGAGAUGACCAAUUUCUGCAGCGGUUCAAUAUUCACUAUGCAUCUAUAAUGAAGUACAUCAGCCAGCCCCCGCUGCUGCUGGACGUUCACAUCCACAAACCUCUGCUCCCCGCUCGCACCUGGAUGGACUCUCUGCUGGCCUUCUUCCCUGGACUGCAGGUGUUGAAGGGAGAUAUCCGUCCUGCCAUCGAGACACAUGAGAUGCUGUAUCAAGUCACAAAGAAACACAACUUCCUCCCCGAGGCCUUCACUACUGAUUUCAGGGUACACUGGGCCCAACAUCCCCUGAGGCCUGAGUUUGCAGAGAGCACCUAUUUCCUUUACAAGGCCACAGGAGACCCUUACUACCUGGAGGCCGGUCGCACCAUCCUGGACAACCUCAACCGCUUUGCUCGUGUUCCCUGCGGCUUCGCUGCGAUGAAGGACGUGCGCACUGGGAGUCACGAGGACAGGAUGGACUCGUUCUUCCUUGCUGAGAUGUUUAAAUACCUCUUCCUGCUGUUUGCUGAUGAUGAGGAUUUACCGUUUGACAUCGAGGACUACAUCUUCACAACCGAGGCUCACCUCCUGCCCCUGUCACUCUCCACAACGCCUCACUCGCAGUCUAUUCCCUCAAACAGAACGUCAGAGGAGGAGAUGGACGACUCUAACUUUGAAUGGACGUGCCCUAACACUCGCCUCCUGUUUCCUGACCCCGCAUACCCUCGUCAUCUGAGGGAACCAAUCCGUACUGCUGUGGAUAAGAGCUGCCCCCGUGCUGCUCCUUACAGGGAGCCUGGAAUGGGCCGUCCUCCCCUCAGGGCGCAGGACUUCAUGGCAAACAACCCCGAGCAUCUGGAGCUGCUGAGGAGGAUGGGCGUCACUCUCAUCCACCUGAAAGAUGGCAGGGUGCAGCUGGUGCAGCAUGCUACACAGGCGGUGAGUGCGGUAGCGGCAGAGGACGGCGUGCGCUUCAUGCAGGAGAUGAUGGAGCUGUCCAGCCAGCAGCAGAAGGAGCAGCUGCCGCCCCGAGCCAUUCAGAUCGUCUCAGAUCCGUUCUUUGGCAGGGUGGUGCUGACCGCCGGCCCAGCGCAGUUUGGCAUCGACCUGUCCAAAAGUGCCACAGGAUUACGAGGUUUUGUGACGGUGGCAGAACCCUACAGCGGCUGCAGCGAGAUCACCAACCCUGAGUAUGUGCGGGGCCGCAUCGCCCUGCUUCAGAGGGGCCAGUGCAUGUUCGCAGAGAAGGCCCGACACAUCCAGAAGGCUGGCGCCAUCGGAGGCAUCGUCAUCGACGACAACGAGGGCAGCAGCAGCGACACAGCGCCCCUGUUUCAGAUGGCGGGCGACGGCCGCAGCACGGACGACGUCACCCUGCCGCUCCUCUUCCUCUUCCACAAGGAGGGCAACAUCCUGCUGGAGACGCUGAAGGAGUACCGGGAGGUGGAGGUGCUGCUGAGCGACAAAGCCAGAGACAGAGCAACAAUAUUCAAAGGUAAACCUCGUCCUGGCAGCCAGAUCGAGGGCAGUGCAGACGUGGAAGCUACCGAGGGGGGCUGCUUAACUGAGGCAACAACUCCCACCAAUUUUGAGCCAAUUAGUCAAUCGCUAAUUAGCACUUUGGCGCUAGACGAGAUUAAGCCAUCACAGGAGGCUGUCAGUGAUGUAGAUCAAGACACUAGUCCUAUGGAGGAAGCUAGCCCUGAAGAGGGAGUUGGACCAGCCGAAAAGGAAGCUAGUCUCGCAGAGGAAGCUAGUACCGCAGAGGAAGCUAGUCCCGCAGAGGAAGCUAGUCCCGCAGAGGGAGUUGGACCAGCCGAAAAGGAAGCUAGUCCCACAGAGGAAGCUAGUCCCGCAGAAGAGAGAGCUCCUCCUACAGUGGCGGAUUCGACUCAGCCCAAAGAGGAGACGGACUCUGAAAAGAGCGAGGAAGGCAACACAGACUCAAACCAGUCAGUGGAUGAACUGCUGGCUGAUUGGCGGGAAGACUUGGAGGCGUUCCAGCAGAUGGAGAAGGACGAGCUUUGACCUUAGGGCUCUGACAGUCGUCGGGCGUGUCGUACCCUGUGACUGCGGUGGGAUCCCUCCCUGUGAGGAGGAACACGGAGGGGCCGCAUCAUCACCAGUCACCGGGCUCAAUCUGGUGAGCUCCAAGAAAGCUGGAGAGACUCUCUGUGGACGGCAACACGUGCCAAGGCAGCCCAAACACUGCAUCUCCGGACCACCUUUUUAGCCUGGUAGAUAAUGGAUGAGAGACCAGGGUUUUUACCUCACUUUCUCAUACAGUUUCUGUUUAUCUGUCAUAGGAAACCCUAAUGAAUGACAUGGGCCAGACUGUGUGUGUGUUACAGCUUCUCACUUCUCACUUCAAAUUACUUCUCACACUGUUGUUCUGUCUAUGCAUUGGUCCAACAAUUAUAAAUUAAUCCAUCGACCAAUUAAUUUGAUUUUAAAUGUGAUGAUUAUAUGUGAUACGUCUUUGGCCUAAUCAUUUGUACACAUUGAUGUGACUUGAGGACUUAAUUCAUUUGGGGAUGUGUGACUGCAGGAUCUUUUUUUGUACGGGUUUACGGUAGACAACGCCAAACUUGAUCUUUCUGGAGGAUAUAUGAAGUCAUCUGUCUAUGUAAAUAUGUAUUUGUGGAGAUAUAUUGAUUAAAAUAAUAUAGCGCUGCUUUGCUCAGGUUCUGGUUCACCCCACAAACAGCCUCUGGACCACAUCGGGUGGAGCAGACUCCCUAAGCAGCUGCUGGGAUGGAUUACACGGCUGUAGGCGGCCACAGGGGGGCGCUAUGAGAUCUGUCUGUCAUGCUUAGCUGCUGACUGAUUGGAAGGAGCAAUAAUAAGCCAUUAAGUUAACGUGAUAAAAUGUAAUGAAAUAAAAGAUUAAGAGGGAAA